Molecule: messenger RNA, 2012 nt
Organism: Closterium sp. Naga37s-1
Lineage: Eukaryota; Viridiplantae; Streptophyta; Zygnematophyceae; Desmidiales; Closteriaceae
Source: the annotation of a GenBank genome assembly
GUGCUGAGUCCUUCUUGACCACGGAGUACAAGUACCUGGCCGUCUUCAUGAGCGGAUUUUCCGUGAUCAUCUUCCUCUUCCUCGGAUCUGUCGACAACUUCGAUAAGCAGGGUAUCGCCAACGCUGGUUUCAGCACCUUGGCCUUCAUCCUUGGGGCUCUGACCUCAACAGGAUCCGGAUACCUCGGCAUGAAGAUCGCUACAUAUGCCAACGCGAGGACCACCUUGGAAGCCAGGAAAGGAAUUCCUGCGGCAUUUGUCGCUGCAUUCCGCGCUGGAUCGGUCAUGGGUUUCCUCCUGUCGGCGAACGGACUGCUUGUGUUGUUCUUGACCAUUCUCGCGUACAGGAAGUACUACGGCGAUGACUGGGCCGGUCUUUACGAGUCCAUCACAGGCUACGGUCUUGGUGGUUCAUCUGUGGCCCUGUUUGGUCGUGUUGGCGGUGGCAUUUACACCAAGGCUGCUGAUGUCGGUGCGGAUCUCGUGGGCAAGAUUGAGAGGAACAUUCCCGAGGACGAUCCCAGGAACCCUGCUGUUAUCGCUGACAACGUGGGAGACAAUGUGGGUGACAUUGCUGGCAUGGGUUCUGACCUGUUCGGCUCUUUUGCCGAGUCGACCUGCGCGGCCCUUGUGAUCUCGGCCCUGUCUCAGCCUGGGAAGGACCAUGAUUUCUCCGCCAUGUGCUUCCCUCUUCUGGUCAGCGGUGCCGGUAUUCUCGUGUGCCUGAUCACCACCAUCAUCGCCACGGAUAUUCAGCAAGUGAAGGAGAAGGCUGAGAUUGAGCCGGCAUUGAAGAAGCAGCUGGUCAUCUCCACUGUGCUGAUGACUCCUGUGAUCUUCCUCGUUGCGUUCUACGCUCUUCCGCCUACCUUCAAGAUCACAGUUGUCGGACAGGGCGACAAGGUUGUUCAGAACUGGUACGCAUUCGCGUGCGUCGCAUCGGGACUUUGGGCUGGGCUCCUUAUCGGUUUCGUCACCGAGUACUUCACGAGCAAUGCUUAUGUGCCUGUUCAAGACGUUGCUGACUCUUGCCGUACUGGUGCGGCAACCAACAUCAUCUUUGGCCUUGCCCUUGGCUACAAGUCGGUUAUUAUUCCGGUGUUCGCUAUUGCUGCUGCGAUCUACGUGAGCUUCCAGUUCGCUGGCAUGUACGGCAUUGCCCUGGCUGCUCUUGGCAUGCUGAGCACUCUUGCAACUGGUCUGGCCAUUGAUGCGUAUGGGCCAAUCAGUGACAAUGCUGGUGGCAUUGCUGAGAUGGCGGGUAUGGGUGAGGAGAUCCGUGAGCGCACCGAUGCUCUGGAUGCUGCUGGAAACACCACUGCUGCUAUUGGCAAGGGCUUUGCCAUUGGUUCUGCUGCACUCGUGUCCCUUGCUCUGUUUGGAGCUUAUGUCAGCCGGGCCAAGGUUAACGUGGUCAAUGUUACUGAGCCCCAGGCCUUCGUCGGGCUCCUUGUUGGUGCUAUGCUGCCCUACUGGUUCUCUGCCAUGACCAUGAAGAGUGUGGGCAAGGCUGCUCUUGCAAUGGUGGAGGAGGUCCGUCGCCAGUUCAACACGAUGCCCGGCCUGAUGGAGGGAACCACGAAGCCAGACUACAAGAAGUGCGUGGAGAUCUCAACUGCUGCCUCUCUGCGUGAGAUGAUUCCCCCUGGCGCGCUUGUGAUGCUCAGCCCUGUGAUUGCGGGAACCCUGUUUGGAACCACCACCCUGGCUGGCAUGCUGGCGGGUGCGCUGGUGUCUGGCGUCCAGAUUGCCAUUUCUGCGUCCAACACUGGUGGUGCGUGGGACAAUGCCAAGAAGUACAUUGAGGCUGGAAACUCUGCUCAUGCCAAGAGCCUUGGUCCCAAGGGCUCUGAUCCCCACAAGGCUGCAGUUAUUGGCGACACUGUUGGUGAUCCGCUGAAGGACACAUCAGGCCCGUCCCUGAACAUUCUGAUCAAGCUGAUGGCUGUGGAGUCGCUGGUGUUUGCUCCCUUCUUUGCCACCCAUGGCGGCAUCAUCUGGGGUGGCAAGUAG